AUGGCAAACCUCACACUCACACUUUUCAUUCUCGCUGUCCUCUUCCUCGCCGGAACUAUCACCGCCGACUACAUUACUUCUUCUUGCACAGCCACCACCUACCCUCGUUUAUGCGUCCAGUCUCUUUCUCCCUACGCAGAAACUAUCAAACACAACCCGGCUGAGUUGACUCGGUUUGCGUUGAACGUAACCCUAAACCAGUCUGAAUCGGCCCAAUCUUUCCUCCAGAAGCUGACGGAAUCUAAAUGGUUGAACUCCCGUGAGCGUUCCGCUGUGGGAGAUUGCUUGGAGGAAGUUAAUGACAGUUUGGACCGGGUCAGAAAUUCGAUCCGUGAACUCAAUAGCGUGGAUCGGGUCAAAGGUCGGGAGUUCCUCUUGCACAUGAGCAAUGUUCAGACAUGGAUUAGCUCAGCCCUGACCGACGAGAAUACUUGUAUGGAUGGGUUUUCGGGUCAGGAAAUCGGGGGCCCUGUCCAAAGUUCGGUUCGGAUCCAGAUCAGUGAUGUUGCACAUUUUACAAGUAAUGCUCUUGCAUUAAUUAACCAUUACCUGAUACUAUGA
Lactuca virosa is the source of this 561-nucleotide messenger RNA. Lineage: Eukaryota; Viridiplantae; Streptophyta; Magnoliopsida; Asterales; Asteraceae. The record is from the annotation of a GenBank genome assembly.